GUAGAGAAAUAUAUUAAUAUGUGUUCUUUGAUCAAUGGCUCCUUUGUUAUGCUUAUGUAUUGAAGUGGAGGACAUUAUAAAAGUAAAAAAAAAUUGAACUGUGGAGUAAGUGAAGUAAUACUCUUUAUCAUUAAGAAUGCAAUUAACCAAAUUAUUUAAUAAAGACUUCAUAUAUUUCUUGUUGUCAUAUUCACAAUCUGUCCAUAUUCCAGAGUUGGAGCCAUCUUCUUAUGAUAUUGAUCAACACACUCCUCAGAAUGUUCUAUCAAAUACCAGUCCUAGACCAGUGGUCUUGUGGCAUGGUUUGGGUGACAACUUCAAUUCCAGUUUUAUUCAUAGAGCAUCCCAAAUACUUGAUGUACACUACCCUGGAAUAUAUGUAUUUCCAAUAAGCUUAGGUGAAACACCAUCUGAUGAUCAACAUAAAUCCUUCUUUGGUGAUGCCAAUAUUGAAUUAGAAGAUGUAUGCGAACAAUUAAGGAAUAAUACUAUUUUACAAGAUGGAUUUGAUGCAGUUGGUUUCUCUCAAGGAGGCUUGUUCUUACGAGCAUUAGUAGAGAGAUGUUCUGGAUUAAAAGUUCAUAACUUGAUAACAUUUGGAUCCCCACACAAUGGAGUUCUGGAACUUCCGUUAUGCGAAGACCCUUCUGAUUGGGUUUGUAAGACAAGAAAUUCUCUUUUAAAGAAACAAGUAUGGUAUGAUACAGUUCAAAAGCGAGUUAUUCCUGCUCAAUACUUUAGAGAUCCAUAUGUGUAUGAAACUUAUUUGAAACAUUCAAAUUUCUUAGCUGAUGUUAAUAAUGAAAAAGAGAUUGUUAAUCAAACUUAUAAGGAAAACUUCCAAAAUCUUAACAAAUUGAUUUUAAUAGACUUUACCCAGGAUACUACCUUGGUUCCAAAAGAUAGUGCUUGGUUUUAUGAUUCAGAGGCUGAAACAGGUGAAACUUUAGAAUUUACAGAAACUAGAAUCUAUAAAGAAGUUCUUAUUGGUCUUCAGAAAUUAUAUAAAGAGAAUAGGAUUGAUUUUUUAAGUAUAGAGGAAGAUCAUAUGCGGAUAACUGAUGAAUACUUUAACAAGAUAGCUAUUGAGUAUUUAGGUAAAUAAACAUUUUAUGGAUUGCAGUAAUUUUUCUGCUGAAAAAUAGAGAGCGAGACUAAAUAUAAAACGAGAAGAGUUGAGUUUAGAACUGUAGUUAUCAUAAAAGGGAAAUAAAUAAUGGAUGAACAGGAAGAGGAUAGAAAGUCGCGAUUAGCGGCAUUGAGGAAGAAUAGAAAUAAAAAUAAAAAUAAGUCAAGUGAAGAAAGUGUAUUCAGUAGAACACUUGAAGCUCAACAAGUCGAACAACUCCUAACAGCAGAAGUUCCAGAAUCAUCAGAUUCUACAACAUUGGAAUCUCAGGAGACUACGAAUCAGGUGCAGGACCAACAU
Scheffersomyces amazonensis is the source of this 1429-nucleotide messenger RNA. RefSeq lists its product as uncharacterized. Gene Ontology annotation, cellular component: lysosome. The transcript has a single exon. Bases 137 to 1105 code for a protein of 322 amino acids. Gene Ontology annotation, molecular function: thiolester hydrolase activity; palmitoyl hydrolase activity. The record is from RefSeq and is a predicted model, not a curated record. Lineage: Eukaryota; Fungi; Ascomycota; Pichiomycetes; Serinales; Debaryomycetaceae.